AUGUCUGACGAGGAACUGGUCAUGGCUUUUCAUAUCCUACUGGAAGAGAUAGAAGUCCUACGACUGGAAGGCUUCUCGUUAGUGGCUGACGAUAUGAUGAUCACCGCUCAAAACAUCGUGGAUUUGGUGUUCUCAAGUCAUGGCGGAUGGGCUUUCCUCCAGCUUGGACAGCACCAGCAGUCCUUCCUCCAGCAGAUGCAACAGAAUUACUCUUUCAACUUGCCCCAACCAAACUUCUUCAUCAAUCAGCAGAUGCCACCACCAGCGAUGAUUGGCCAGGCUCCCACCCAGAAUGUUGUAGUGCACUCACACGUAGCUUCAGCGCCCGCUCAAAUCCAAGGGCCCUCCGAACAAAAUAAAAACGAGCUCCAUCUCGACCGACUCAACAAAGAAAACGAUCGCAACGAGAAGAUGAAGAACAGAUACGAGGAUGAACUAGCAGUGAAGGAGCGAGCGAGGUUGGAAGCUCAAGCGAAGAAGACGAUUGAGGCAGCGGAGGAGAAGGCUCGUAAGCUCAAGAAGGCCGAGGAAAGAUUCGAAAGGACCAAGAUUGAAAACAAUUUGAAAGAGGACACAAUACUGCGCAUUGACGAAGCGAAGAGCAGACAAGACGAGCUGGAUCGUAAGACGCGUGAGAUGACGGAGAGGACAGAGCAGGCAAAGAUUGAUGCUGCACGAAGGUUUGAGCAAACACGUCAGGAAGCAGCUGCGAAAAGGGAGCAGCAGAGGCGAGAGGAGGAGAGGCGGGAUCAGGAGAGGCGGGAUCAGGAGAGGCGGGAUCAGGAGAGGCGGGAUCAGGAGAGACAGCGACAGCUGGAUGCCUCCAGAAACCGAACAAAUGACUUGAAUAGUCAAUCAUACAACCAGCAGCGCAUGUUACCGGAACGCGAAAGACCACGGCGGUCCUCCCCGAUUCCACAGAACCAACUCGUUUCUGACGACGAUGAUGACUCCGACAGCGACGAGGAGAAGCGGAAAGAUCCGUACGAACUCAUUGGUCUGCCCGACAGAGGGCGCACACCGGUCAAAGAUAUCGAAACUACAAGAACAGUGUUGAACAAGAUUCAUCAGAAGACUAUCGAUACUGCGAUGUCAGACUCCAAGAAACAACAUGCCGAGAAACGUAUGGUCGAGAUCAAGUGGGCAGCGGCCAUUCUCUUGGAUGAAAUGAACAAGAGGGCUUAUGAUGAGGCUGGUGCUAUAUUUCCUCAUGAGCAGCAGGCUUGGAGGAGGAAGAAUGGCAUCAGUGGUGCUGCCGGUAGGAAGUAA
Messenger RNA from Alternaria arbusti, 1269 nucleotides. RefSeq lists its product as uncharacterized. Lineage: Eukaryota; Fungi; Ascomycota; Dothideomycetes; Pleosporales; Pleosporaceae. The transcript has 2 exons. The coding region runs from base 1 to 1269 and encodes 422 amino acids. The record is from RefSeq and is a predicted model, not a curated record.